Messenger RNA from Kluyveromyces lactis, 1668 nucleotides. It is a transcript of the gene MLS1, whose product is annotated as malate synthase MLS1. Gene Ontology annotation, cellular component: peroxisomal matrix; cytoplasm. Lineage: Eukaryota; Fungi; Ascomycota; Saccharomycetes; Saccharomycetales; Saccharomycetaceae. The transcript has a single exon. Gene Ontology annotation, molecular function: malate synthase activity. The coding region runs from base 1 to 1668 and encodes 555 amino acids. The record is from RefSeq and is a predicted model, not a curated record. Gene Ontology annotation, biological process: glyoxylate cycle.
AUGGUUAAAAAAAAUUUAGAAAAUGUUCAACUUUUAGUUGAUGUCGAUACCAAACCUCAAUUCUCUCCAAGCACCACUACCGUUGCCGAUAUCUUGACUAAAGAUGCUUUGGAAUUUGUCGUUCUAUUGCAUAGAACUUUCAACAAGACCAGAUUACAAUUACUAGAGAACAGACAAAUUGUUCAACAAAAGAUCGAUUCCGGCGAAUACGAAUUCAAUUUCUUGAAGGAAACAGAAGCUAUCAGAAAUGAUCCUACUUGGCAGGGACCCCCAUUAGCCCCAGGUUUGAUUGAUCGUUCCACUGAAAUCACUGGGCCACCUUUGAGAAAUAUGUUGGUGAACGCCUUGAACUCGGAUGUGAAGACGUACAUGACCGAUUUUGAAGAUUCUGCUUCCCCAACUUGGGUCAAUGUCAUUUACGGUCAAGUGAACUUGUAUGACGCUAUUCGUGAUCAAAUUGAUUUUGUCACUCCAAGAAAAGAGUACAAGUUGCGUGGUAAGAUCGCUGAUUUGCCAACGUUGAUUGUUAGACCAAGAGGCUGGCACAUGGUUGAUAACCAUAUCUUGGUGGAUGGCGAACCAAUCAGUGCUUCUAUCUUAGAUUUCGGUUUGUACUUCUAUCAUAACGCUAAGAAGUUGAUUGAAAUUGGUAAAGGCCCAUACUUCUAUUUACCAAAAAUGGAACACCAUCUAGAGGCCAAGUUGUGGAAUGACGUUUUCCAAGUAGCCCAGGAUUCCUUGGCCAUUCCUCGUGGUACCAUUAGAGCUACUGUGUUGAUCGAAACUUUACCAGCUGCUUUCCAAAUGGAAGAAAUCAUUUGGCAAUUGAGACAACAUUCUUCUGGUUUGAACUGUGGUCGUUGGGAUUAUAUCUUCUCUACUAUCAAGAGAUUAAGAAACAAGCCAGAGCAUGUAUUGCCAAACAGAGAUCAAGUCACUAUGACCUCUCCAUUUAUGAACGCAUACGUCAAGAGAUUGAUCAAGAUUUGUCACGGACGUGGUGUUCACGCUAUGGGUGGUAUGGCUGCUCAAAUUCCAAUCAAGGAUAACGAGGAAGCAAACAACGCUGCUAUGACCAAGGUCCGUAACGAUAAGAUUAGAGAAUUGACUAACGGUCACGAUGGUUCCUGGGUUGCUCACCCAGCUCUUGCUGCCAUCUGUAACGAAGUUUUCGCCGAAAUGGGUACUCCAAACCAAAUCUAUUUUGUGCCAGAAACUUCUGUCGCUGCCUCAGACUUGUUAAACACUAACAUCGAAGGUGGUGAAAUUACUACUGCCGGUAUCAAGCAAAACUUAGACAUUGGUUUGCAAUAUAUGGAGGCUUGGUUGAGAGGAAGUGGUUGUGUUCCAAUCAAUAACUUGAUGGAAGACGCUGCCACCGCUGAAGUGUCCCGUUGUCAGCUACACCAAUGGGUCAAGCAUAAGAUUGUGUUAAAGGAUACUGGUAAACAAGUCACUCCUGCACUUGCUAAGGAAAUUCUUUACCAACAAGCUAAAGAACUAGCUGCCAAGUCUCCUGUUGGUGAUGCUAACAAGUUCGAGCUAGCUGCUACAUACUUCGAACCUGAAAUCACCGGUGAAAAAUUCAGCGAAUUUUUAACUACACUAUUGUACGAAGAGAUCAUCACUGUAAACUCUACUCCAUACGACUUGUCCAAAUUGAAAUGA